CGCAAGCGGACGUGAGUAAAAUCAGCGAGCUAAAGUGGCUCAAACAAGCGCACAGUGAACGAUCAUCAUCAUGACGAUCCUCGGACACAAGUACUACGUCACCCGACGAGGUGACAUUUUCGUAGAAUAAUCUGCGUGAUUUAACUCCGCUUGUUGGCUACUGCGCAAGAUGUUGUAGAGAGAGACUUAUAUUUUUUCAGUGACAAGCAGACGAAGAAUGUCCCGCUCGUGGAAGCUAAACGGUUUACCGGAGGAGCCGGAAAUCAUCAUGAACGAGCGACCACAAGUCAACAUGCCACCAAGAUCACCGCGUACCGAAUAUAGAAAGCCACGACAUUACUCGUUAGGCUGCAUUUAUGAGCGCCGUACCUCCAAGGACUAUUUUCGCGGACGACUGGCAUCCAUCUACAAAUCUCGUCGUAACUUACGACCGUCGAUCUUCCUAGAAAAAAUCGAAUCGCAAGACAACGGCGAACACGUAGAAAUAGACGCCGGCACUCCACCCCCAGUCGACGAUUCGCUAUUUUUCGACCGUGAAAUCGAGGCACUCAAACACGUGAAGGUCGAUGGUACAAGCUUAAAGACAGCAAUGUGGGCAGCGGUUAAUGUCGUCGAGAUGAAAGAUCUUCUGGAGAUGGAAAAAGGUAAUUUGAUGAAAGGUCCGGAUGGUAAAAUACUACCGAACGCUGAUCAGAGGUUCAAGAACAUUGCCUUUCUCUGGGCAUGCUUUCGUGGCUUGGCUCACUUAUUGCCGAAAUUGGAAGAGGCGGGUGCUGAUAUCGACUACGUUGAAUCUUGUACCGGCAUGAACUCCAUACUCGUUGCGUCGCUGUCAAGUAGCAUCACAUGCUUGGAGUAUUUAAUUAAACGAGGCGCCGAUGUUAAUUACGCUAACACCGCGUUGUAUUACACUCCUCUGCAUUUCGCAGCUUUUGGGAGUUCAGUCGAAGCUGCCGAAUUGCUGAUCAACAACGGCGCAAAAUUCAAUUCGUCAAGUUACACGGAAGUCGAGCCCGUGUUGCAUUGUGCUGUGAGAGCCAGAGCCGACAAAGUCGUAAAACUCCUGCUAGAUAAGGGAGCCAGCGUGGUGCAGAAGAACAGUCAAGGCGAGACGGCUCUGCACGUCGCUUGUUUUGUACAGUGCAUCAGCUGUGCCGAACUUUUGCUGUCAACAGAUGGUACAGAUCCAAAUGCCGUCAAUCAAAAUCACAGAACGCCACUUCACUACGCUGUUAUGAACACAUGUUCGUCGCCGGAACUCGUAGAAUUGUUGAUCAAACACGGCGCCUCGGUAAAUGUCAAGGACAAACAAGAAUUGACACCACUGCACAUCGCCUCGUUAAACGAACAAUCGCAGUGCGUCGAUGCGUUGAUUUGGGCUGGUGCGGACGUAAGCGCCACUACGAAAACUGGUCUAACAGCUCUAAACAUCAUCUUGAGAAAGAUACCAGAAUCUCUGCAAGUUUUUCGACAAAGACUCGACGCAUCGAUUAGACUGAAACGACCUGUGCCUCACAAUCGUGAGUUUGAGAUGAGGCUACACUUCGACUUGUUGUUCCCCAGUAAUAAUCAGUGUGAGACAAGCUUCAUCAACACAUUCGUGCAGGAACACCAGAAGGAUUUAUUGUCGCAUCCUCUAGUCAUGGCAUUCCUUCAUCUCAAGUGGGAGAAGAUACGCAAGUUUUAUCUUAUGAGGAUUUUUUUAUACGCCCUUACCGUUAUAGUCAUGACUACCUACGUACUCACGGCUCUCGCUUACAGAUGUUACAAUGUUGGCGAAAGCAACAGUUCGAAGAUUUGUAAUAAUAAGAGACUUUCAGGUUUUUUGUUCAGGCGGCAUAUCAUCGAAAUCGAGUGGUAUGUUUCGUUGAUUCUUACCUGUGUCACUAUACCUAGAAAAGUAUUUGGCUUCAUGGUAUACAAGUCGUACAGACAGUACUUCAUGAAUAUCGACAAUGUACUGGACGCAAUCGUGAUCAUCAGUGUUUUUGUGACAUCUUUUAUUUACACUGGAAGAACGUACGAUUGGCAGAAUUACGUUGGUGCUUUCGCUAUUCUUUGUGCCUGGACAAACCUCAUGCUGAUGGUUGGUCAAUUGCCUGCUUUCGGCACCUAUGUUGCCAUGUUCACUCACAUUCAGUUUGAGUUCGCGAAGCUACUUCUAGCUUACUCUGGCUUAUUGAUUGGGUUUACCAUAAGCUUUUGUGUAAUAUUCGUGGGUGAACCGUCGUUUGGCAAUCCGUUUACUGGAUUAAUUAAGGUACUCGCGAUGAUGGCUGGUGAAUUGGACUUUGAAGGUCUCAUCAAUCAGGAUGAUAUAUUGCACGAUGGUUCAUUUGUUCUUUAUCAUCCUUUAUCGGUUUGCUCGCAGAUAUUGUUUACUCUCUUUAUUGUAUUUGUCACGGUUAUAUUGAUGAAUUUGUUGGUUGGUAUUGCUGUACAUGACAUUCAAGGAUUGAGAAAUCAUGCUGGCCUUACCAAAUUAGUUAGGCAGACCAAGUUGAUUUUGUUUACGGAGAUGGUGCUGUACAAUGGAAGAAUACCUUAUACUUUUAAGAAGUGGAUGUCCGACCACAAGAUCGAUGUCGAUAACCGUAAGAGAGUAUUGGUUGUCAAACCGCUGAAUCCUUUAGAAAAAAGACUUCCGAAAGAUAUAUUGAAGUCUGCUUAUGAAAUUGCCCAGAGAAAUGCACCACUUGCUGAUGAGGAUGAUGUGAGUCUUAGUGAACAUGAGGCUUGGAUGAAACAACAGAGUGAAGAAGGACAGGAUUCUAUUCUACAUUCAACUCUCGACCAGUUGUCGACACAAAUUAAAUCCACGGAGAGUGAUAUCAAAGAUAUUAAAGAGCAGUUAUUGGAUACUAACAAGAUGUUGAAAAGUCUCGUUUCGAGAACGCAGAGGAGAUUUUAGAGAUAUGAUUUUAAAAUCGAGCAUUUAUUACGAUCUGAUUAUUGUAAAAUUCUCAAAGGUAUUUAUAUUUUUCAUAAAAGUGAUUUUUGAAAUAUUUCUUUUGAUGGAUACGUUUUUGUUUAAUGUUGAUAAUAUUAAGUGUCUGUACUAUGACAACAUGCUGUGAAAUAUGUAUGUUUAUAUUAAGGUUGUGAGAUUCAUGUAAUGACAUUUGUAAAAAUUAGCACACCUAGACAAUUUCUUUCUCUUUAAAUUUACAUAUAUAAGUAUAGUAGUAAUAUGUUAGAAACUAAAAAUGUCGACUUUUAUAAUGUUUACUCAUAUACACGUGUUGUUAUAUUCAUUAAUGCUAAUAUUAAUCAUAUAACGUGAACUGUUUUUUUUUACUUUGUUGUAUACACAGUUUUUAACCAAUAAAUUAAAAACGAGAGAGUUUGAAAUAGAACUUUACAUAUUUAAAAUUUUAUUUAGAACAUUUAUUAGUACAAAUUAACAUUUUUAUAGAAUAACUUAAAAUGUAAGCUGCGUUCUUUGCGUAAACAUGUGCAUUUUGUCCGAAAGCAUUGAUCACAUCGAUUAUAAAUAAAAUCAGUUUUCGUAAGAUUUAUCUAUAUUCUGAAAUAAAUUUCAUGUAUAAUUCGUAAAAGCUGGAAAGUUUGUAUGUGCAAUAAAAUAUAAUUUAUAAAAUUACCAUUACCUAAUCUAUGCAUUCUAUAAUUUAUGACUGAUACAACAUUUAUUCUAUCAAAUUUUUACAGAAAACAUUAAUUUUCUAAUCAUCAAUUAAUAAACGACGUACAUAUGGCAAUAUUUCAAUCACGAAAUAAAUCAUGUAGGCUAACCGGAUCCGUAGCAUGAAAGGAAAUUCCACAUUCUUUUAAUUGUAUACGACUUAAAUGAUUAAAAACAAUUUUACAAAGUAAGAACUUGAAUAAAUAAUAAAAAAGAAGAACUUGAGUAAUAAAAAAAGUUAAGAAAAACGCAUUAUUUCAAAUAAAAACGUCAAUUAUAAGUUUAUAUACGGAAUCCGCUGAUUCAUCUUGUCGCAUUGCAUAAUUGAUCAAGGCAGAAAUACGCGUACAAAUGACAAUUCGUAAGCAAAAACAAAAAAGAUAUUUUUGGCUUAUAAGCGAUUUGCUCUACUGAAACAAUGAGAUUCAUUCUUAAAUAAUACUUUAGCAAAAAAAUAUUAACACGAUACAGCUGUAGGAUAAUACAUUUAUGUACACAAAGUCUUUGUCACUUUUUGAUUGAUGAUGCAGUUCUUGCUUAGGCUUUGUUUGUUUUUGUUUCAUUAUAAUGACGUCUCGAAAAUUAUCUUCUAAAUCGCUCAUAUAUAUACGUAUAAACUUAUUCGUUGACAUCUUGGAAAUAAUAAUGUGUACCCACCAGACCGUCGUACCUUCAUUUCCCAACUGUUAAAUAUUCGCUUGGUUAUUGAGAUUAUUUUGUCAAAUUAAAGAUAUUCUACUCUAAUUUAGUGACAUUUCUUAUAAUCAAAACGCAUUACCAAUUGACAUCACAGAAAUGAUAAAUGAUUGAGCACUAAAACUGAAAACUAUUAAAUUUACAAUUUUUGCAAACUGCCAAUUUUACAAAAUAAGAAUAUUAAAAAAAAUAAGAGAAUAUUAUAAAUUG
This is a messenger RNA of Phymastichus coffea, 4549 nucleotides long. RefSeq names its product small ribosomal subunit protein uS9m-like. Gene Ontology annotation, biological process: monoatomic ion transport; transmembrane transport; translation. Gene Ontology annotation, cellular component: membrane; mitochondrial small ribosomal subunit; ribosome. Lineage: Eukaryota; Metazoa; Arthropoda; Insecta; Hymenoptera; Eulophidae. Bases 218 to 2911 code for a protein of 897 amino acids. The transcript has 2 exons. The record is from RefSeq and is a predicted model, not a curated record. Gene Ontology annotation, molecular function: protein binding; RNA binding; monoatomic ion channel activity.